UCUUUAGCGUCGGACUGUUCGUCCAGUUCGCCCUGCACACAAAUCACACGCUGUUGCGAUUGGUCGUCAGUCAAAUCUACGCGAUCAUUCUCGUACAAAAUUGGGAUCUAAUUUGAUGCCUCGAUCAGCCUCACAGUCGCAUCUGACUGGUCAUUCAGCACGAGCAGGGCGUCAUCCACCUGGUCGACCGAAACUUCACCCAGGGCCUGUGAGCGGAGGUGGAACGCGUAAACAAGGUCGGAAUGCAAACAGAAGAACUCCUGUUUCCGACCACGGGCGUCCUGUACAGUUACCUGACGAGCUGAUCAAACCUCGACAGUGUUUCGGUCCGGGCUGUACUCGAGCAGCAGCCAGACCGGAUACUAAAUAUUGUUCAGACGAAUGUGGGCUAAAACUUGCUUUUCGUCGAAUCGAAAUCUUACUCCCGGAAAGUCUAGCUGCAAUGCAUCCCCCCUCGAAGGCUGAUAAAAUUGAAGAGGAGGACUCGGACAAUAAUCCACAUCUUGAAAGACCAUGCUUUGUGGCUGAACAAUUGGAUCGAGCUCGAUUGGACGAAAUUCAGAUUGAAAAAUGUGCCGUCCGUGAUCGUCUUAUUCAAUUGGAGACGGAACAUCAACAGUUGGAUGCGCUCAUUGCUCGUGCUCGGGACCACGCCUCACCGAGUAGCAAUCAAGUUACUGCAAAUGAUGAAUCCCCCACCAAAUUGUGA
Messenger RNA from Echinostoma caproni, 709 nucleotides. Lineage: Eukaryota; Metazoa; Platyhelminthes; Trematoda; Plagiorchiida; Echinostomatidae. The record is from the annotation of a GenBank genome assembly.